AUGGAGCUGGCAACAAUGGGGCCUGGAGCGUCAGGAAAUGGGGUCAGGACUGUGACAGCUCCACGCUCAGCGCUAGGCUCCGGAGUCAGCCUACACGCCUACGACAUCGGGGUCCUGGUUGUCUACUUCAUCUUUGUCAUUGGUGUGGGGGUCUGGUCAUCCAUUCGCGCGAGCCGAGGCACAAUUGGUGGCUAUUUCCUGGCAGGGAGGUCCAUGAGCUGGUGGCCGAUUGGAGCCUCUCUGAUGUCCAGCAAUGUGGGCAGUGGCUUGUUCAUUGGCCUGGCUGGGACAGGAGCCGCUGGAGGUCUUGCUGUGGGCGGCUUCGAAUGGAAUGCAACCUGGCUGCUUUUGGCCCUGGGCUGGAUCUUUGUCCCCGUGUACAUCGCCGCCGGGGCCGUCACGAUGCCACAGUAUCUGAAGAAGCGGUUUGGUGGCCACAGGAUCCAGGUGUACAUGUCUGUCCUGUCUCUUAUCCUCUACAUCUUCACCAAGAUUUCUACUGACAUCUUCUCUGGAGCUCUCUUCAUCCAGAUGGCCUUGGGCUGGAACCUUUACCUCUCCACGGUGAUGCUGCUGGUGGUGACAGCCGUCUACACCAUUGCUGGGGGCCUCACGGCCGUGAUCUACACAGAUGCCUUGCAGACGGUGAUCAUGGUGGGGGGCGCCCUGGUCCUCAUGUUUCUGGGCUUUCAGGAGGUAGGCUGGUACCCAGGCCUGGAGCAGCGGUAUAGACAGGCCAUCCCUAAUGCCACAGUCCCCAAUACCACCUGCCAUCUCCCCCGGUCUGACGCCUUCCACAUGCUCCGGGACCCUGUGAAUGGGGACAUCCCUUGGCCUGGCCUCAUUUUCGGGCUUACGGUGCUGGCCACAUGGUGCUGGUGCACGGACCAGGUCAUCGUGCAGAGGUCUCUCUCUGCCAAGAAUCUGUCCCAUGCCAAGGGGGGCUCUGUGCUGGGGGGUUACCUGAAGAUCCUGCCCAUGUUCUUCAUUGUCAUGCCUGGCAUGAUCAGCCGGGCCCUGUACCCAGAUGAGGUGGGCUGUGUAGACCCUGACGUUUGCCAAAGAAUCUGCGGGGCCCGAGUGGGCUGCUCCAACAUCGCCUACCCUAAGCUGGUCAUAGCCCUCAUGCCUGUCGGUCUGCGAGGCCUGAUGAUCGCCGUGAUCCUGGCCGCCCUCAUGAGCUCACUCACCUCCAUCUUCAACAGCAGCAGCACCUUGUUUGCCAUUGAUGUGUGGCUGCGCCUCCGAAGGAAGGCCACCGAGCAGGAGCUGAUGGUGGUGGGCAGAGUGUUCGUGGUGUUCCUGGUUGUCAUCAGCAUCCUCUGGAUCCCCAUCAUUCAGAGCUCCAACAGCGGGCAGCUCUUCGACUACAUCCAGUCUGUCACCAGCUACCUGGCCCCGCCUAUCACCGCCCUCUUCCUGUUGGCCAUUUUCUGCAAGAGGGUCACAGAGCCUGGAGCCUUCUGGGGCCUCAUGUUCGGCCUGGCUGUGGGGCUUGUGCGCAUGAUCCUGGAGUUCUCCUACCCAGCGCCAGCCUGUGGGGAGGUGGACCGGAGGCCGGCCGUGCUGAAGGACAUCCACUACCUCUACUUUGCCCUCCUGCUCUGUGGGCUCACUGCCAUCGUCAUCGUCGCUGUCAGCCUCUGUACCAGCCCCAUCCCUGAGGAAAAGCUUGCUCGCCUGACAUGGUGGACACGGAACGGUCCCCACCCUGAGCUGGAGAAGGAAGCCCCAGAGGGCACACCAGGGACAUUGGAGAUGCCAUCUGGGGUGAGCCCUCCAGGAGAUGGAGGGACAGAGAGCUCCAGCCAAGGCCGGGACCAGCAUGGAGCCCGGUGCAGGCGGUGGGGCAGGGUGCUGUGGGACUGGUUCUGUGGGCUGGCCGGCAGCCCCGAGCCCGCACGGAGCCCCGAGGAGAUGGCCGCGCGCCAGCGGGAGCUGACCAGCAUCGCCGAGGAGCCGCUCUGGAGAACCGUCUGCAAUGUCAAUGCCAUCCUGCUCCUGGCCCUCAACAUCUUCCUCUGGGGCUAUUUUGCCUGACUCCGCAGACCUGGCUUCAGUGGAGACCGAGUAAACUGGACUGGAGCCUGGCCAGUCUGUCUUGCUGUGGAAACCGGGGACCAUGGAGGCCGAGCCAGCAGGAGCCCCUGUCCCAGGCUGCACACCAGCCACGUGGAGAGGCCACGUGGAGAAAGGGAGACCAGAGAGGGCUCUGGGUUUGCUCAGGGCCACACAGCAGGACUCACACUGGGUCUUCUGACUCCAGCUCUUUGUCCAUUUUACUGCCUAUGUUUCUACCUCAGAAACACUGUUCCCACCCCCUGGGUGCUUCCUUUCAGGAGCUUUUACUGUACCUGUGUGUUGAGGCUUAAACAAGUGGAAGACAUAAGAAACGGGGUUGCAAGAACGUUGCAAAAGUCCAAGUGCAUCUUUGCUCACUGGCAUCCCUUCCCUCCCCACGUUGUCCCCUUCUUCCCUAGUUCCCAACCCCUAGUCAUCUAUUUCCAGCAGGCACCUACCCAGGAGGUCCUUUACUUCCCCUGACACACCCCAGGGAAUGAGGGGCCAGGAUGGAAUGAAAGCAUGGUGACAGAUGAUGUUUGGGCAGGGAGCUCUGGGGGGACUCUCCUUGGUGCCGCUCAAAUUCUGCCCCUUCCCACCAUCACUUCCUAACACUGCAGUCUCCAUGGCCUUGAGGCAUUUGAAGUCCAGUUGGAGAGACAGAACUUGUGAAGAACAGUAGCCAUGCAGAGAGGCCGCAUGGACAGCCUGCGAGCCACUGCCCUGGGCCCAUGCCCCUCUCUCCCUCUGCCUGCCAGGCAUCCACCCAGCCUGGAAAAUACCAUGACCAGAACUGUCUGACAUCCACAACCAGGCCAGGAUCCCUCUCCCAAUCCCACCUCCUCUGGGCCUGCCUCUGUCACAUACCAAUCACUGUCCUGUGAUGUUUCUCUCCCCAACUAAGCAGGAUAGUCCAAGGGGCAAGGACCAAGAGCCAAGGACCACAUUCCAAGUGACUUUGUACCCAGAAAGUAAAAAGUGUCCAGUAAAUGGUAACUUAGUAAUACUCUAAGGUCCUGGAAGGUUUGCAUGGUGGCUGGCUGGAUUGCGACCUGGGGAGCCAGCUCGUGGGGAGGAGCCUCCUUCAGCUGGAGUGUACACACCACGCCUCAGAUGUCCAGAAAGAGAACCCAGUCCUGUCCCAUUGCCAAGGACAUAGUGAGAAGGUCCCUUCCUUUCUCUCUCAUAUCUAGGCUGCCCCUAUUCUCAUCUGAGCCUCCUCAGCGCUGUCUCUGAUCAUUAUAGUAGUCACUCCCCACACUUGGCUACACAUAAAAUUCUAGCCCUUUGAGGCUGAAACACAGCUGAUUCUAUGAACACCUCCUAUUGGUGCUGCCUCCACAUUUCUGUGACCUCUGACCUUUGACCUCAUUGUUGUCACCUCACCUGGCCAUGCUUUUCCUUGCUGUUCCCCACUGACCUUUAUUGGGAACUCAGCUUUCCCCCCCCUCAUUUUCCCCAAAACCAUUCCCUAGAAGCAUUUGUGUGCCACCAAACGUACUGAAGGUUUGGGGAAGGAAAGA
Neogale vison (American mink) is the source of this 3584-nucleotide messenger RNA. RefSeq names its product solute carrier family 5 member 9 (gene SLC5A9). Lineage: Eukaryota; Metazoa; Chordata; Mammalia; Carnivora; Mustelidae. Gene Ontology annotation, molecular function: D-glucose:sodium symporter activity. Gene Ontology annotation, cellular component: plasma membrane. The record is from RefSeq and is a predicted model, not a curated record. The transcript has 14 exons. The coding region runs from base 1 to 2040 and encodes 679 amino acids. Gene Ontology annotation, biological process: transmembrane transport.